UCGGGAUUGAUUCGGAUUUAUUCGGGAUUCAAGUUUCAAGCAGUCUCAAGCUUCGAGUAUUCGAGCUGAUUCGAGCACGUGAACUGCCGACUGAAACAAGAGCGAAUGGAUCGAGAGUGACUAAAAGAGAUUGACGAUCGUGUUGCCAUUCACGUUGUUCACAACUGACAUUUAAAUCAACCCGUUUCACAAUGAUACAUACAGAAGGAGUCACGAUGAAGCAUCCACAUUUCCGAUUAAAGAUCGACUUGUCCAAGUUUUUUCACGAUGCGCGCCAAUUUUGCUGGAUUUUUAUCGACGGAAUAAAGAUCCAGCAGAUUUUUCACAUCCAACAACACAUUAGUAAACUCUUCAGCAUCACAGAACCGUUCCAUUUAUUAUUAAAUACCGAAUACUUGCCGCCAACAGAGGAUGUGCGUAUACUUAAGGAGAAUGAAACGAUACAAGUAGUUCCUGGAUCAGGUAUCAAAAAUGAAGUUGAUAAAGCAGAAACAUGCAAUGGCUCUAUGCAUGAUAAACAAGUUCAUACAAUAGAUAUGAAAACAAGAGUAACUGCGUCUGAUGCUCUGAAUGUAUCUAAUAAUACCUUGAAUGAUACGCAACCAACCUCAAUAAAUAAUACUGCAGGAAAUAUGACAUUCUAUAGUGUAAUCGAUGAUACAGCGAUUGACGAUACAGAAGAAGAUACAGAUUCUAAAAUUACAGAUAACAAUUUAACAGAGGACUGUAAUGUGACAGAUUCUGUUAUAUCUAUUCCAAAAAGGAAGCGAGUUCGACGACGAAGACCAAAAAAUCAAUCUAAAACUGAAUUUACAUUAUCUUUUAAUAUGAAUGAAGAAAACAAACCAAAGAAACCAAAAAUUAUAGAUUCUUAUAUUAUUCCAUCUGGAAAGCAUAUACGAUUUGAUAAUGUAGAAAAAGAAGAGAAUAAUAUUGCGAAACAAAUAGUACAAGAAAUAUCCAGAAAUGAAUCUUGUAUUAGCAAAACUUCAUCUCCCCAAGAUUUGUGUACUCUUUUAGCAUUAGGACAAAGCUCAACGCCAAUUACAUUUGUACACAAGAAAGUAAAAAACGAAGUUAAGGUGGAAAAUGAACUAAAUGAUGGGAUAAAAAACAAAAAUUUGAAUAAAAAUGAGAACAAUAUUAGCAUAGAAAAAAAUUUAAAUAAUAAAGAGAAAACACAAUGUUAUGAAAACUGGAUACAUAGCGAUCCAGAAAUAAUUCCAAUUAUGACUAGAAAACCGCAAGUUAAAGACAUUAUUGCCUUCAAGACUUUGAAGAUGGGCGCUGAUUAUACACCUCAAUUAUCUAAUUUUAUUGUAACUGAGGUAGUAGAUUUUUGUGCACACUCUGCAAAUUAUUAUUUGAAAAUAAUCAAGGGCAAAGAGGAAGUUCAAGUGCCAUUUGGGAAGUUUUCUCUUUCAGAAGACACAUCCGAUAGUCCCUGUGACACAGAUACGUUUUUACUUAAAUCUUCACAAAUAUGUGAACCUCGUUUACUCGCCCCAUUUUCUUCCGUUUUAUAAACAUUUGUUCUUAUAUUUUAAUUUUAUUUUACUUAAGACGCAACUGUAUUUUAUGUUUAGCUUAUUAAUCUAUGAUUUUCUGUUUUUAUUGAACAUUGACCUUGAUUACUACUUGUUGCAAUUUCUCAGAUACUUAAUGUUUUUAACAUUUAAAUAUCUAGAGAAAAAGAUAAAAUUUUUUAUUUUAUGAUUAAUAUUAAAGUUAUAAUAUAAAAUAAUGUUUAAUUAAAUUAUAUAUAUACUACUUUAAUAGAAAAUAGAAUUAGUAUAUAUAUACGUAUAUAAAGUCUUUAUACUUAAA
Messenger RNA from Cataglyphis hispanica, 1827 nucleotides. RefSeq names its product coilin. The record is from RefSeq and is a predicted model, not a curated record. Gene Ontology annotation, molecular function: U1 snRNA binding; U2 snRNA binding. The coding region runs from base 192 to 1526 and encodes 444 amino acids. The transcript has 5 exons. Gene Ontology annotation, cellular component: Cajal body. NCBI's taxonomy places the organism in Eukaryota, Metazoa, Arthropoda, Insecta, Hymenoptera, Formicidae. Gene Ontology annotation, biological process: spliceosomal snRNP assembly.